Molecule: messenger RNA, 1738 nt
Organism: Mollisia scopiformis
Lineage: Eukaryota; Fungi; Ascomycota; Leotiomycetes; Helotiales; Mollisiaceae
Exons: 2
Coding region: 125-1621 (498 amino acids)
Source: RefSeq, a predicted model, not a curated record
GACUUCCUUCUUCCCACCACACGUAACUUCCCAGAAACUUCUGCUUCGACGCGUCAAUACAUCCAAGCAGCUCUGGACUUUUGUCAAGAGUCCUUGCAAAGAGAUUGCGCGAUCGUUCUGCUUCAUGGAUCGCGAAGAGAGCCCCGCGCAUCUUCAAAACCCGUCUCUAGUCAAUCCAAAUUCGGACAACUUUCACGAAACCGAGACAACUCAAUCUUCCAUGGCGCCUGUUAUUCUAGAAGAAGACAGUAACAUCGUCAGCGCUGCAAUUAUCACCCUUGGCGACGAUUCUUCCGACGAAGAGGAUCUCGAGCAAUUGAGCAUCGAAGACGAGAUUGCUAGAGUAGUUGAUGCUCUCUUAACGGAUGAAGAUGAGAGCUCCGAGCCCGGCUCUGACGAAGAUACAAGUUCAGGCAGUGGAAGUGGCACCAUUUAUAUCGGCGAGCAGUCGCAAACAGUAAUACCCGUUGCCGAGAUACACAUUUACACCGACAUGGAAACCGACUCUGACAACGAAACGGCCGCGAUCGACGAAACUCGUGUGCAAGUCCAGAUGCAGGUCAACGCAGCGAUAAUCGAAUCAAUGGUCGAUGAAGAACUUUUCAUCGACUUCGAGGACGUUCAACACAACGAAAGGCGCACCGAGAAUGUUCAAGACGGCCACGCAGAUGAGACGCGAAGCGAAAGUAGCCUUCUUGACCUAGAAAUCCUGGACGAGUGGGCGGAAGAAGACAUGGAAAGCCCUUUCACACCCUUGUCUCCCAGAGAUUCAAGUUACCAGCCUGCAAACCAAGUCUAUAACCGUUCGAACGCGCUUGAUUCAAAGAGCGAAGACAACGACCAAGACUCUGAUGAAGAGAGCUUCCAGAGUUGCGAAAGUGAAGAUGGCAAGGAUUCCAAAAUGGACAUCGGCAACAGAAACAUUUGGAAAGAGCUGAAGCGCGGACAAUGGGUUGCUAAGGAUUUGUCGACGAUCUUAGACACCAAAGCCGACAGAAUGAUUCCUAUGCCGACCACAUACCAAGCAAGAAAGGAAGCUCUUAUGAGCCUUUUCUUGCUUCUGUCCAAAGUUGUCUUCUUUAUUGACCUUGGUAUCCGACGAGAGAGAAUCUUCGCUUUAAUCCCAGAAAAGUUCUGGUUGACCCACUUCACAUGGACCGACACUCGGGAGCUUCUGCAGGCAAGAGACAAAGAGAUUUGUAUCAACCUGCUGACUCGAACGAAGACGGUAUUAGAAGAGUGGCGUUUGGGGUACGGAUUUCCUCGGGUACCAGAAAUAGAACAAGAUGUUCAUCAGGCCAGAGGCCAGGAUCAGCAGAUUGACAGAGAGGACCGAGUUCAGAGGCUGCUCCGACCAAAGUUGCACAGAUCCGAUCGCUGGUUGAGGCAUAUUUUCCUGGACUUCGUCGAGUACCUGCCUUGGGAAGAUGUUUGUGAUGAGUUUCGCGAAUUGGCUGUACGGAAAGUUGUCACAAUGACUGAACUUUGCUUCGAGCAAGUGAUUUCCAUCAGGGACGAGUUGCUGGACGUGAAAAUGCGACGAGAGAUCAGAGAGAAACUUGUUCGGGAGCAGUUGAAGCAGGUAUUGACUAAGAUCGGCACACUCGGUCUCGAUGGUUGACGACAUGUUUGGUGAUGAUAUACUGGUGAUUGCGCAUCGUAAAACAAGGACAAUGCUGUUGGAGUUUCAGAAUGGAGGCAUCUAGCGCUGGUCUCUACCACAGUGGGUUUGAGUAUA